Messenger RNA from Bubalus bubalis (water buffalo), 4024 nucleotides. Its product is annotated as melanoma-associated antigen B1-like. NCBI's taxonomy places the organism in Eukaryota, Metazoa, Chordata, Mammalia, Artiodactyla, Bovidae. Bases 2515 to 3525 code for a protein of 336 amino acids. The transcript has 2 exons. Gene Ontology annotation, cellular component: nucleus. The record is from RefSeq and is a predicted model, not a curated record. Gene Ontology annotation, biological process: negative regulation of transcription by RNA polymerase II.
UCAUAUCUUUUGUCCAUUUUUUAUUAGAUGUUUUCUUCUUAUGAAUUUUAAGAAUUCUUUGUAUAUUUUAGAUUAGAGCUUUCAUCAGAUAUAUCUUUUGCAAAUAUUUUCUCCCAGACUAUGGCUCAUCUUGUUCUCUUGAUGGUGUAUUUUUACAGAGCAGAAGUUUAAAGAGAAUGGAAUCUAGCUUAUCAGUUAUUUCUUUCAUGGAUCCCCAUCACUUUUUUCUUUGAUGAUCUUUUGUUGAUCGAUUGAUUUGCUAUGCGGCACAUGGGAUCUUAAUUCCCCAUCCAGGGUUUGAACUGACACCCCUUGCACUGGAAGCACAGUUUGUGUGUGUGUGUGUGUGUGUGUUGAGGAAUAGCAAAUUAACAAUAUUGUGACAGUUUCAGGUGGACAGUGAAAGGACUCAGCCAUACAUAUACACAUAUCCACUCUCCCCCAAACUCCCCUCCCAUCAAUACUGCCACAUAACACAUAACCAAAAUAAUUAAGAGUGAUAAAUAAAGGAGACAAAUAGAUAAUGCUCAGUAACCAUAUGAUAAUCUGCAUGUGCAAAAUCAGACACCCUCAAGUGAUCAAGGGCUUACAAGAUUAUCUGGUGCUAUCCUUCUAUGUAGAAAGUAAAUAUUUUAUUGUUUGUACUAAAAAUAUUUUUUUCAAUUUAUUUUUUGGCUGUGCUGGGUCUUAGCUGUGACACUCAGGACCUUUGCUGCCAUGUCUGCAGGCUCUUUAGUUGUGGCAUGUGAGAUUUUUAGUUGUGGCACAUGAACUCUUGGUUGUGACAUGUGGGAUCCAGUUACCUGACCAGGGAUUGAACCCAGGCCCCCUGCAUUGGGAGCACAGAGUCUUAACCACUCAACCAACAACAGGAGGGUACUGAAAGUAAAGAUUUUUAAACUACCCUAAAUCUGGUGGCUCAGAUGGUAAAGAAUCUGCCUGCAAUGCGGGAGACCUGAGUUCAGUCACUGGGUUGGGGAGAUCCCCUGGAGGAGGGCAACCCACUCCAGUAUUCUUGCCUGGGGAAUCCCCAUGGACACAGGAGCCUGGCAGGCUGCAGUCCAUGGUGUUGUGAAGUGUCAGAUAUGACUGAGCAAAUAAGCAGACACCCUAAUCUGGCUGAAGAGAAGGAAUAUAUCAGCUCUUUUUCUCUGACAGCAUAACAUCUUUCCCGAGUUCCUUGAUUUCUACUGCAUGUUCCUAAUCUUAGAUUACUUUUGGGACCAAGACCUGUUUUCUCCAACAUUUGCUAGAGGUUAACUGUUCAAUGUCUGUAGGAAUAUGCAUUUCCCAAGAAGCCUUUAAUCAAGUGACAGAUGCUGAUAUGGGAACCUCCAUGAAGGAGGGCUGAGGAGACAAUCACCACUGAAUAUAGUGGUCAUCCAAAGACUAAGAAGAGGAAUGUUAGAUGAGUAGAAGGCAGAGACCCAGGUUGUAGUAGAUGUAGUAUGUUGAGCAAAAGGAAUCCGAAAGGACUAGAGUUGCAUCCCCACUGUCUGUUCUCAGAGGCCCUGAUGGACUACGAUCACAUGAGGAUCACCCUGACUUCCCACUUGGAAUUCUCAGGAGACUAGGACCUUGACGUAGGACAAGCAGCUUCAUAAAGCAGAGAGUGGAGUUACAGGAUUCGUCAUGAGUCAAUGUGAGGACCUGAAAGUGAACUCAUGGUAGCACACACUAUAAAAGGAGGCCCUGGAAAAUCACUGAUGCUGUGGUCCCCAGGAAGCGCUGGGCACAGAUGUCAGGUUGAUUUCAGUCUGGAAAGUCUCAGCGAGGUGAGGCCUUUGUCUAAUAGGAUCAGCCUGUUUCGCAGAGGGACGGACCUGAACCCAAGGAGGACGUCACAUGCGAUGCUGAGUGUUAGACAGGACCCCUGGAGAGGGAUCCAAACACAUUUCUGUAAAUUCUUAGCCCUGAGAGACCCAGAAGAGCUACUUCUGAGCGGUCCCCUCAUUCAACCUGUGUGAUCUUAGGGAGGACAGGGCCUCCUCUAGCAGAAUCGGACCCCAGAUCUGCAGAGGGGGGCAUCUUGACCAUAACCGGACUUAAGGUGAGGACCAUCAGUGCUAGUGAGAGGGUCUCUCCCCCUACGAGGGAGGCUCACUGAGUGGCGCCCCCUCCUGACAAGCAGAGAUGCUCAGAGCAGCACCCUGACUCCCGACACUAGGGACUUGGGAAGGCGAGGGCUUCGUUUGGGAGCUGGAGGACUCGGGUUCAUAGAAGGAGGUGUCCUGGGCUCUGAUACACUGCACAAGGAGGACCCAGGGACGGAUGAAUAUUGAGCUACCGGGUUUCCGUAGCACCCCGCCCCUGCCCCCUGCCCCUGCCCCGCCCUAGGAGACCCCACGUACGAAUGUAUGCAGGACUCCUCUUUUCCGCUUCCGAGGCGAGGAGCCCGACUGCUGGCUGCAGCGUCUGUUCAGCGGAGAUUGUGUACUGGACUCGUCCGGAGCCAAGGUUCCAGCAUCACCUACUUCCUGCCUGCUCCCCUGCCCGCUGUGCCUGCUGAUAGUCAUGCCUCGGGGGCAGAAGAGCAAGCGCCAUGGGCGUGAGAAACGCCGCCAGGCACGCAUGGAGGCCAAGGAUCUCGGGAAUGCUCAGGCUGCUGCCACCCCCACCCCUACUUCUGGGAGUACGCCCCUGGGCUCCCCACCUGCUGGUGCAGGCCAGAAGCCUCAGGGAGCUGCAGCCACUAGCUCUCCUGUUGCAGGGACUUCACGCCCAAGAUCUAAAGCACGUGGCAGGCGCCAAGUUGAGGAACGUAAAAAUUCUUCCCAGGCCUCAACCUCUGCUACGACCGCUCCUCUAGGUCUUCUGACCAAGAAGGCAGGAGUGUUGAUGUACUUCAUGCUACAGAAGUUUAAGAUGAAACAGCCCAUUAGGAAGAUAGAUAUGCUGAAGAUUGUCCACAAAGUGUUCAAGGCACAGUUCCCUGAAAUCCUCAAGAAAGCCACUGAUCGCAUAGAGCUGGUGUUUGGCCUUGAAUUGAAGGAAAUCAAGCCGAAUGGUUACUCCUAUACCCUGGUCAGGAAGGAGCACCUCGCCAAAGAUGGGGUGCUGGGCAGUACCUUGGAGGUGCCGAAGAAUGGGCUUCUGAUGCCUCUGCUGGGUGUGAUCUUCCUGAAUGGCAGUUGCGCCUCUGAGGCAGAGAUCUGGGACUUCCUGAAUGCUCUGGGCAUCUAUGAUGGAAAGAUGCACAUACUCUUUGGGGAGCCCAGGAAGUUCAUCACUGAAGAGUUGGUGCAGGAGAAGUACCUGGUGUAUCGUCAGAUUCCUGGCAGCGAUCCCCUGAGCUAUGAGUUCCUGUGGGGCUCAAGAGCCUACGCUGAAAUCAGCAAGAUGAAGGUGCUGGAGUUCUUGGCCAAGAUCAAGAGUACCGUCCCCAGUGCUUUCCCGUUGCAUUAUGCUGUAGCUUUGGGAGAAGAGAAGAGAUCCCGAGGCAGAUCUCUAGUUAGGUCUCGUGGUGCUGCCAGGGCCACUGCCUGCUCCAGGGUCCCACCCAGAGAUCCGUCCAGUGCCCAGUGAGUUCUCAGGUGGCAGCUUCACUUUCUUGGACGAAUACUGCCAACCUUUUAAGAAGUGAGAGGCUAAUGUAGGGCUGGAAAUGUCAAUACGUAUCUUCUUUGUGUUCCUGUUUUACACUAUUACCUUUCAAAUGUUGUUUCAUUUCCUAGAAUGUUUGUUUAGAUUCAGAAUCCAAGUUUACGAAUGACAUGGAUCACAGAUUUGUUGUUGUCUGUCAGAUCUAAGAGUAAGAGUUUUGGUACUGUGUAGUGUAAUUCAGAAAAUCCUUCAUCUUUUGGGGAUCCAGAACAAGAUAACACAGCUUUGGAAUAGUAAUUUUCUUGGAAAUGUGAAAGAAUGUUGUAGUUUUAAAACAGAUGAAAAUCAAGUAAGCUGUAGUCAAGUUUUGAUUUAUGUUAUUCACCUUUGUCUCUCUAUAACAUUCAGUAGUACCCUUAGCGAUAUAUUUAGAUGUUGUUAGCUUAUUCAAGAAUGCCGAUAAAAACAAUGAGAAACUACA